This is a messenger RNA of Ixodes scapularis (black-legged tick), 2153 nucleotides long. RefSeq names its product neprilysin-11-like. Bases 21 to 2153 code for a protein of 710 amino acids. The transcript is spliced from 20 exons. Lineage: Eukaryota; Metazoa; Arthropoda; Arachnida; Ixodida; Ixodidae. Gene Ontology annotation, biological process: protein processing. Gene Ontology annotation, cellular component: plasma membrane. The record is from RefSeq and is a predicted model, not a curated record. Gene Ontology annotation, molecular function: metalloendopeptidase activity.
ACGCAGUUGUGGAAGCCAAGAUGCAAGCGAAUCAACUAUGGUGGCUGUUUGCAGCGCUGCAAGUCGGGUGGAGCGUUGUCGUACCUCCGAAGGAUCGUAACAAUGUUUGCACUACCAAUGAGUGCAAAGAAACUGCAACACGAAUUUUGAAUGGCAUGAAAUCUGACAUCAACCCAUGCGAUGACUUUUAUGAAUUCACUUGUGGUAGUUACAUCUCAAAAACUGCGAUUCCACCGCAGAGGACUGCAGUCAACAGAUUUGUUCAAACCAUGAUGAAGGUGGAAACGGAAAUGGAAAGUGUUAUCAAUACCUACAGACCACCAGGCGGGGCGCAAUCGCCUCGGACAAAAAUGCAUUACAUGUUCAAAUCUUGCAAAAAACCGGAUACAACGGAAGCGAUUGAGAUCAAGAACCUUAAAGCGGUUCUUAAAGACAGUGGUUUCGCAUCGUGGCCCAAGGUUGUUUCGACCGCCUCCCCACCUAGAAAUCAAUAUAAUGUGAUUAAUGAACAAGGUUGGAAUGGACUGUUUGGAAUUUUUGUGGAAGAAAAUUAUUUCAACCCUGGUACCCAUACAAUAUUUAUGGAUGUUCCCAACUUCGAACCUUUGACGGAGCGAGCAUUUCGUGACCUUCCAAGGCCAAAGAUGGAAUUGUACAAACAGUUCAUUGUAGAUAUAAUUAAAAUUUUAUAUCCGGAAUUAACAAAACAUAUAGGCGCUAUCGCAGAAUCAAUAUAUGAUUUUGAACUUGAACUUAUGAAGGCUACAACUGAAGACAGCAGAAUUGAUCCAAAGGACAACAGAAAAUUGACGACACUUAAGGACGUAGAGAAAUUGAUUGGGGGACUGCCUUGGAAAAGAAUUCUCAAACACCCAUUCGAAGCCAUUAAAACGUCUUUAAGAGACUCACAGAGCGUCAUCAUAUGGAGAUUAGAGUACUACAAAAUUGUUUCUAGACUAAUUAGUCAAAAAUCGCCGGAAGUGCUUUUUAAUUAUCUUGGGUGGAAGCGAAUUGUUCAGCUUUUAUCCUACACAAGAUCGAGACUCUACACUACAUACUCCCAGUUUAUGGGAUCAGUUGACGCCUCCUUUAAUAAACUUUCUGCUCAAGCUAACUGCAUCCGUCAACUGAUGAAGAAUAUGAAAUACGUGUUUGGAGAUUCAUACACAUCUGCAUACUUCAAGUUAGAUGUGACGGCUGAUAUAUCCGAAAUAAUCACAUAUUUGAAGGAAUCACUCAUAAAUCUUCUUGAAGAAAGGGAAAAGAAUUGGCUUGACACAAAAACAAGAUCGGCUGCGAUUAAGAAGGUCAGGGAUAUGUACCAGAUCAUUGGUUACCCUAACUGGAUCAAGGAACCUCUCGAACUCCAAUCUUUAUACCAAUUCCUACCAACAGUUUCAGAUACCAUGAGCUACGUGUCACUAAUGAACAUGACGUUACGCAACAAUUUUUACGCAAAUCUUAAGCAAUUGCCUGCCACCGUUGUCAGGAACAAAGUUAUUCUACAGGAUCCAGCCAUAAUCAAUGCAGAGUACAUUCCUCAAACAAAUGCUCUAGUUCUAUACGCAGGACUACUGCAGAGUCCAUUUUAUCAGAAGGAUAUUCCAAUUGCUGUAAAAAUGGGAGCGACUGGUUGGACUUCGGCACAUGAACUAACUCAUGGCCUCGAUACGCUUGGCAGCCAGUUUGACGCUACUGGAAAGCUUCACGACUGGUGGAGCCCCGAGGUGCGGAAGAGAUUCACAUCUCUGACCCAUUGUUUCACCAAUCAAUACAGUGCUAUUACAGACACAGAAGCUGGCAUGCCGCUGUACGGGUUGCGGAAUUUGCGAGAAAAUAUUGCGGACAACGGCGGCAUGAGGAUCGCAUACAAGGCUCUGCAAACGGCCCUAACGCGGACUCCUGCAAGCCGAGUGAAGCUACCUGGACUUGAGAAAUACACUGCAGAGCAGCUCUUUUUUAUUUCAUUUGGAAGUAUGUUCUGCAACAAAAUGACCACGGACGCAAGGAUACAGUUUAUUCGUGCAGACCCCCACACGGUCCCGAGACAUAGGGUAAAUGUGGCUUUGAUGAACUCUGUCGAAUUUUCAAGCGCUUUCAGCUGCAGAAACGAUCGAAAGAUGAACCCAAGACAAAAAUGCGUGCUCUGGUAA